CAAGACUCUUAACUGUCAGUAGGAGAAAACUUUGCAACUCUUUUUUCUUCCAACACCUCAAACUCAACUUCAGGAAACAUGCGUGAGUGCAUCUCUGUUCAUAUAGGGCAAGCAGGUGCCCAGAUUGGUAAUGCCUGCUGGGAGCUCUACUGCCUGGAACAUGGGAUACAGCCGGAUGGACAGAUGCCCAGUGACAAGACCAUCGGAGGAGGAGACGACUCUUUCAAUACGUUCUUCAGUGAAACAGGAGCUGGGAAGCAUGUCCCCAGAGCUAUUUUUGUAGACCUUGAGCCUACUGUCAUUGAUGAAGUGCGCACUGGAACCUACCGCCAGCUGUUUCACCCUGAGCAGCUGAUCACUGGUAAGGAAGAUGCUGCCAACAACUACGCCCGUGGACACUACACCAUCGGAAAAGAGAUCAUCGACCUGGUUAUGGAGAGGAUACGCAGACUGUCUGACAAGUGCACAGGCCUUCAGGGCUUCCUGGUUUUCCAUAGCUUUGGUGGAGGAACUGGCUCUGGUUUUACCUCCCUGCUUAUGGAGCGUCUUUCUGUGGAAUAUGGCAAGAAGUCCAAACUGGAGUUUUCAAUCUACCCAGCUCCUCAGGUGUCCACUGCUGUGGUGGAGCCUUACAACUCCAUAUUGACCACCCACACCACCCUGGAGCACUCUGACUGUGCUUUCAUGGUGGACAACGAGGCAAUCUACGAUAUCUGUUGCCGAAACCUUGACAUCGAGCGUCCCACCUACACCAAUCUGAACAGGCUCAUAAGCCAGAUCGUGUCCUCCAUUACCGCUUCUCUUCGCUUUGAUGGUGCCCUAAAUGUGGAUUUGACAGAAUUCCAGACCAACUUGGUGCCGUAUCCUCGCAUCCACUUCCCUCUGGCCACAUAUGCCCCAGUGAUCUCCACCGAGAAGGCCUACCAUGAGCAGCUCACUGUGGCUGAGAUCACAAACUCCUGCUUUGAGCCUGCCAAUCAGAUGGUAAAAUGCGACCCCCGCAUUGGCAAGUACAUGGCUUGCUGCCUUCUCUACAGGGGCGACGUGGUGCCCAAAGACGUCAAUGUUGCCAUCGCUGCAAUCAAAACAAAGCGAUCUAUCCAGUUUGUGGACUGGUGUCCAACUGGUUUCAAGGUGGGCAUCAACUACCAGCCACCCACCGUGGUUCCUGGGGGAGACCUGGCCAAGGUCCAGAGGGCUGUGUGCAUGCUGAGUAACACCACAGCUAUUGCAGAGGCCUGGGCUCGACUUAACCACAAGUUUGACCUGAUGUACACCAAGCGGGCUUUUGUUCACUGGUAUGUGGGUGAAGGGAUGGAAGAGGGUGAAUUCUCUGAAGCCAGGGAGGAUUUGGCAGCUCUGGAGAAGGAUUAUGAGGAGGUUGGAGCUGAGAGCUUGGCUGAGGAAGAUGAAGGAGAAGAAUAUUAAACAUCAAUCCUUGUCUAAAUUUAUUUGGCUUUUGAAGCAUUACUCAAUUUUACUUGACUUAGAAACUAGUUCAGUGAAGCCCAUAAUUAUUCAUACUCCUGGCAUAAGAGGAUAUUAGGAUGUAAUACAAUCUUCAUUCAACCAAGACAUUUGUUUCUGAUUGGAAAUGACACAGGCAAUUCCCAAAAGAUAACCCAGAUUUCUUAAGUUUUUGUUUUAGUUCUUUUACUGUUUUGCAAAAAGAAAACUAAAUAUUGAUUUGAAACUGUAAAAAUGGCAAAAAAGUUGUUUGACUUAUGCAAUGCUAUAGGGAAAUAAUAUAUAGGAUAAUACUUCACCCUUUUUAUUUUUAUACAUUUUGAAAAAAAUUUAAUGUGUGAAAAAUGUGAAACAUCCUUUUGAAUGUUUGAAAUGAAAAAUGUACAAGAGAUCCUUAUUAAAAAAUAUGUAUUCUACUUCUAUGUACUUCUUAACAAAAAUAUCAUGUUUAAUUAUUCAU
Molecule: messenger RNA, 1927 nt
Organism: Girardinichthys multiradiatus
Lineage: Eukaryota; Metazoa; Chordata; Actinopteri; Cyprinodontiformes; Goodeidae
Product: tubulin alpha-1C chain-like
Exons: 4
Coding region: 79-1428 (449 amino acids)
Biological process (GO): mitotic cell cycle; microtubule cytoskeleton organization
Cellular component (GO): microtubule; cytoplasm
Molecular function (GO): GTP binding; structural constituent of cytoskeleton
Source: RefSeq, a predicted model, not a curated record